GCACAAGAAAAGGAAAGAGUUAAUACUAAGAGGAGUCUAGGAGUAAAAGGGUUGCUUCACUUUUCAUUUCCCAGCGGCGAAAUUUUAAUCUCCCGGGCAGUUCCAUUCGGAAUCUACUCUACAGAGAUUUACGAUCUUACGUUUUACGCUUGACCGAUCCCUUCUUUGUCCUAAGGGAUCAGCCAUGGCCAUUGCUUCAACGGCUGCUUCAGAAACGAAACCAGAGUCUAAUUCGAAAGUUAAGGGUCAGGGCGGUCGUAAGAAAAAGGAGAAGGGCUCACAGAUACCAGAAGAUGGUACCUUAUCGCAGUCAUCAGAGAUCGUGGAGGAGAAGCAGAAGCAGAAGAGGAAGAGAACUGAGAAUCCAGGUGUUCGUCUUAUCGGCGGUCGCUUAUACGAUUCUGAGAAUGGGAAAUCUUGUCAUCAGUGUCGACAAAAGACCAUGGAUGUUAUGGCACCUUGCAAGAAUAAGAAAAAAGAUAAACAAUGCACGAUCCUGUACUGCCAUAAGUGUUUGUUGAAUAGGUUUGGAUCCUAUGAUGUCCUUAAUUGUAAAGCAACUUACAUAUCUUUUGUUGAGUUAAAAAGAUUUUAUUUGAGCUUAAAAUGGUUACUUCUAUUUGAUUCCAGGUAUGGCGAGAAAGCAGAGCAGGUGUCAGUUGUAGAGGAUUGGUUUUGUCCUAGGUGCCGAGGCAAUUGUAACUGCAGCUUUUGCAUGAAGAAAAGGGGGCACAAACCUACUGGUAUACUUGUGCACACAGCUAAGUCAAUUGGUUUUUCUUCGGUUUCGGAGAUGCUUCUAGUUAGAGGUUCCGAUAAUCAGUCAGGAAAGGAACCUCCACUUUCCAUACAAGAGAAACAGGACAAGAACAUUGUAAGUGAAGAUACUGAUAUUGAUCUUGCCGACCAAAAAUGUAAGAAGGUGAAAGAGGAAAAUGUGCAGGAUGGAAGGUAUAAUGAUGUUGUCCAGGAGAUGCAGAAUGGAGACCUAAAAAGUGGGACAAAAGGGAAAACUGUUCGUAGGAAACCUACAAAAUUGAAAGUUGAAAAAGAUUCUAUUUGCUCCAUCAGUAGAAGUAUUGUUGCUGAAAUUCCACUUCCGGAAGGAUCAGAAUUGAAAUCUGUGUUAUCGAUUGAACUGCAACCUGAAGAAGUUGGCCAUGCAUUGCAGUUCUUAGAAUUUUGCACUGCUUUUGGAGAGGUUAUUGAACUCAAGAAAGAUGAGCCUCAGUACAUUCUCAGAGACAUAGUUCGUGGGGGGCGUGUGCGUGAAGGGAAAUCUUCUCCAGUUGCACAGUUUCUUGUCCAGUCAUUAUCACUGAUACAAUCUGAUUCUGGAGAAGGGUCUCCUGUGAUAAGCCAUUCUUUAAGCCACAAAAAUUCAUGGCUUCGUGCACUGCAUAAAUGUCUCUCUGAAUCAAAAUAUUUAUCAGAACAACUAAAAUUAGAUCAGUUUGAUGGAGGAGCGGACAGUUACGAUAGUCUGAACUCAAUUGAAAGGCUUAUACUUGUGAACUUUGUCUGUGAUGAAGUUCUUUGCACCAGCAAGGUAAGGACUUAUAUCGAUGAACAAAAGUUGAAAUUUUAUGAGAAGGUGAAAGAAAAUAAAGAAAAAGUGGUUGCUGCAAAACAAAAAAAAAAACAAUUGAAACAGCAGAUGAGGGACGAGGUGGCUCAAGCUAUCAUUGCAAAAAAUAGCAUUCCCCUUUCCAUUUCCGAACAUGAAGCCAUAGUAUCAAAAAAUAAGAUGCAAGUAGCCGAAGCUCAUGAUGAGAUGCUGCAGUCAAAAGAGAUGUUGUGCACAGAAAAACAAUACUGCAAGGCUAUUAGGACAAAGCCCAUUCUCGUAGACACAGAAGGCCACUCAUUUUGGAGAUUGAAGGGUUUUGAUGAUGAGUUUAACGUUUUACGUCUAGAUGCAAGUCUCCAACCUGAAUCUGAGUACAGUGAAAAAUGGUUCAUAUAUGAAGAGCAGAAGGAAGAGAUGGAGAAAUAUUUAUCUUUCAGGCAAACAAGAUGACAAAAGGAUGGCAUUUCUUCCUUCAGACUGGUUAGGUAAAUGGACAAAUUUAGACAGCAACAGUUUUUUUUUUUGUUUUUGUUUGGUUACUCAGCAAUGUGUAUCUAUUACUAUGAGAGGCCAUCACUUGUUUGGCUGUGUUUUACUAUACUCCUCUCUAUUGCAGCAUUUCUUCUCUUCUCUUCUUCUCAUCUUUAAACUAUAUAUAGAACUAAGAACUUCUUAUGGUUUGAGAAAUUGAAUGGCAUGUCUUGAGACUCUUAACAUUUUUUAUGAAUACAAGUCAUAUUUAGAAACCAUGAUGAUAAUUGAUAACUUUAAGUUAUUGUGUUUUUUUUUCAAUAAAAACUUCAAAUUAUUGUGUUA
Molecule: messenger RNA, 2386 nt
Organism: Impatiens glandulifera
Lineage: Eukaryota; Viridiplantae; Streptophyta; Magnoliopsida; Ericales; Balsaminaceae
Exons: 11
Coding region: 185-2020 (611 amino acids)
Biological process (GO): regulation of DNA-templated transcription
Cellular component (GO): nucleus
Source: RefSeq, a predicted model, not a curated record